CCUCCCUUCAUCGCAUCCCGCUCUAGCAACUAUGGCCGGCCCCGCGCCCCUGUCGGGGGACACGUCGCCCGCCCUGUCGGCGACCUCCUCCUCCGACGUGGAUUCCCUGCAGGAAGAGAUGAUUCCCCUGGCGCCGGUUUUCUGUGACGCCUGUUCCUCGGUGCCGGCCUCCUUCAUCUUCCAGUGCCGUCCAUGUGGGGCGCAGAACUCCUACUGUGAGAACCCCCACUGCCGGCGAGAGCACUGGCGCAAGCACCUCCAAGAUUGCGAGGCGCUCAUGGAGCAGGAUCAGCUGGCCGAGGAUUCGCUCGUGUCGCGUGUCGGCUCGAACAAGUGGUUCCCGCGGAAGCGCCUUCGUAGCACGGCCAACAAUGACGAUCUCCAGCUGACCAAUCUCCCGGUGCUGGACGUGUGUGUCCGUCAGCUGACCGGCAUCUCCAUGGCCGGGUGGCUGGCCUUCCCGGGUGACACCUACACUCGCUGGUGCCUGCGCUACUUCGUCCUCUGGGAGGACAUCCUCUUCAGCUUCACGCAUGAGGGUGGCACCGCAUGCGGAGCCAUCUCCCUGCUGGGCUUCCGGGUGUCCACUCCGAGCGCUCGAUCGGCGGCCGCCGCGCGGGCUGGCACGCGCGACCGCGCCGGCGGUCCGGCUGGCGUGUCCUCCGGCCCGCCGCAGCCUUCGCGCGCCAUUCUGGCAGCCGCGGCGGCGGCCGCUGCCCAGCACCGCCUGGCAGCGGCCAGCGGUGACUCCAGCCUCCCGCAGGUGGUCGCUGUCCCGUCGGCCACGCCGGAGCGUCCCAAUGAGGAGGCCCUGCGCCAGACGCGCUUCACCAUUUGCGCGUACAAUCGCGAUGGUCGGUGCUUGUACUUCGUGGUCGCCUCGCGCCAGGAGUACUCCCAGUGGAGUAGCGCCUUCUCCCGGGUGACGGCCCUCCACUACGUCAAGUUGCGGAAUGGCACCAUCUCCGAGAGCACUCCGAGCUCAUUCUCUUCCGAUCGUGACGAUGACGAUCCCUCCAUGCUGCCUCUCGACGAUUUCCAGGACCCAGCCGUCCGCACACUGCCACUCUUGAAUGAUCCGGAGUUCCCGACCUUCGGGCACAAGAACUUCUCCGUUCGCUUGACCACCUCCCUGGUCAUGGACGCCCUCCUGCCGGCGGAGUUUGUCACCCCCUGCGAGGAGGAGAAGCAGGCCCUGCUUCGUGCGGCGCAGGAUGCCGCCGGGCGGCGCUUCUCCGCCAGCAGCACCGCCAACUCCAGCCAGCUGAGCCUGCCCUUCUACUCGCGCGAGGCCCUCUAUGCUCAAGCCAAGAUCAUCAAGGAGCGCAAUCCGAUCAACUCGCAGACCAUGCAUUCGGCGUGGCUCACCCUGCCGACGCGCGCCAACGAGGGCGACCCCGAGUCGUCGACCCCCUCCCCGGGGUCCGGUUCAUCGAAUCGCAUCUCUCGGACCUUCCGGCAGCUGACCAAUUCCAUGCGCAUCCAGCGUGAUCAGGUCAUGCAGGAGCAACGCGCCAGCGGCUUCACCACCGGCCCCGGCUCCGGGGGUGCUCCCUCCUCGCUGGGCCCCUCCAGCGGGGCAUCCUUCUCGGGCUUUGACUGGGUGUCCUCGGCAUCGGGCGGGUCCAUCUCGGCGGCCACCGGGCCGACUGGCACCGGUUCCGGGUCCAACAAGAAGCGCGCUGACAUCUUCAGUCUCUUCUCCUUCAGCUCUUCCUCCAAGAGUGCCAUCGAUCUGGGGUCCGACCCGGGGGCCGGGUCCGGCACGGCGCCUGGCACCGGUUCCGCCACGUCCCUCGGCACCGGGAGCGAUGCCGGCUCGCCGCUCCUCGGGUCGGCGUCACCUCCGCCCUCCGGCGGGUCUGUCGGGUCGCCGGGGCUCGGCGACCGGUCGUCGUCCUUCUCGCGCAUCGCCCGCCGGACCAUCGGCCGCAAGGGCGGCUCUUCGAAGUCCCUGUCGAAGGCGGCCACGGCCGAGGCGGCAGCCGCCUCGGAAGCCGCUUCGGUCUCCGCCUCCUCCUCCGCCUCCUCCUCCGCCUCCUCCUCCGACGCUUCCAUCGAGAAGGCUUCGGCCGGGGGGGGGACGCCGGCAACUUCCGGCUCGGCGGCCUCAGUGGCCGACAGUUCGCCCGACAGUGGCUCGCCGCCUGCCUCCAUGGCCCAUCUGUUUGCCGGGCCGAUGGAUGGCGAGGCGGUCACGCCCCGGCCAGCGGCCACCGGCCGCGCUCCUGCUCCCGAUGAUGAGGAUGACGAUGAGGAUGAGCUGAACACCGUGCCGCUGAAGUCCGACGAUUCGACGGUCUCCCCCCGGGCCGGAGGCAGUGGCGCCUCGCCCGGGAUGUCCAACGCCGCGAUGCACAUGCGUGGCACGUACGGCCGGCGCCGGGCCUCCGUGGCCCUGACCGCCAUGCAAAUGGCCCAGGUGUCGAAUGCCCUGGCCGCGGCCGAGUCCGGCAAUGGGGACAUCAUGCCCUCCUUUGCGGCGGGGCUCUUCUCGCCGCCGAACCCCGGCACGUCGGGUCACGGAUCGGUCUCCCUGCGCCAGCGUGGGUCGGUGCGGACCUUCUCCGCCUCCUCGCCGAGCCUGCUCGGGGGCGCGUCGCCACCGGCGGCCCCGCUGGUGGCCGCCACGGGACCCGGUGCUCAGGAUGACUCGGACUCCGACUCUGACACCGAUCCCGAUCGGCAGUACUUCAUCGAGGGCUGGCUGACCCUGGUGUCCGGCGAGUCGUCGGUGCAGCUGCGUGAUGAGACCGAGCCCGGGAUCUCGCCCGCGCCGUCGGUCGAUUCGAUUCUCGGGUUCUACGAGACGCCCAGCUCCGAGGCCGGCUCCUCCGAUGCGUCCAUGCGCUCCGGCCCCAGCCGGCGGCUGUGGUUCGUGUGCGAUGACUUCUACCUGCAUGCCUUCUGCAACCAGCAGUCCAUCUCGUCGCUCAUGGAGUUGGACCUGGAGCGGUGUGUGGUGGAGGCCUUGGGCGAGGCCCAGCUCCGGAUCGGGGUGCGCCCUGGUGCGCUGGCCGAGCGCCCGGUCGAGGGGGGGGAUGGCCCCGGUGGAGCCGACGAUUCCGGCCCCGGCGCGGCGCCGGCAUCCCCCGGGACCUCGGAUGUUCCGCGGGUGCUGGUGCUGCAGGCGGAAUCCGGUGCCAGCCGCGACCAGUGGCUGCGCGUGAUGGACGCCAUGCGGGACUACUUCAUCGGGUCCGGCUUCAACAUCUCACUUGGGGAUCUGUCCGCUCCGGCGGCCGAGGGCGAUGGUGCCGAGUCUUCUGGCGCCCCGGCCCCGGUGGCUGGUGGAUUGCUGUCGGCCGCCUCGGCCAUGAGUUCGGCCAUGGGGGACCUGUCGCGCAGUGCGGCGGCCCCCACAGGGUCCAUUGUCGAUCGAUCCUCCGCGGCCAUGGGCGAUGGGGCCGCCCUCCAGCCACGCGGAUCCAUCCGCCGGAGCAAGCCCAAGCCGCCUCCCAUUCAGACCGGCGGAGCGGGCGGGCUUGGGGCGCAUUCGCGCUCGACGUCGCGUCCAUCCCCGAUCGGUCGCAGUGACGCCGGUGGCCCGAGCCACGGCGGAUCGCCCUCCGGCGAUGACUUCGACCAGGAGGUCCAGCUCUUUGAGAAGGGCCUCGAGCACUCGACCAGCACCUUGAUGACCCCGUUGACGGCCUUCCCGUCGCACUUCAACCUGCACGACCUGUCCGGGCCGGAUUCCAAGCCGCCCGGCCUGCCGGAGCAUCUGGCUGGCACCGGGUCCGGAGCCGCUGGCACUGCCACCCCCGGUGCAGAUGCCCCCGCCGGGCCGGUCACCGGGUCUGGCCCUGCCGGGCCAGGUGACGGGCUCUCGGCCUCCACUCCCGGUGCCUCGGGGCCUGGUGCCGGCAUCCCUGCGCCCGGGAUCCUGGACGAGGCGACCCUCGACGACCCCUCGCUGCCGCCCUUCACCACCGCGGCCGAAAUCAAGCAGGUCACGGCCAUCGGCCUGCGGCGCCGGUGCACCUACCUCUUUGCCCCGGUGCUCGAGGGUGGCCCGACUCUGGGCCAAGCCGAGGACCUCAGUCAGUUUGCCCUCCGCGCUUCGGGUGGAGUCCGGGCGUCGGUCAUUUCGACGCAUUCGUCGGCCACGCCGGCGGCCGGCGGGUCGACCACGCCGACGGCGGCCGAGGCCGAGGCUCGCCUGGCCAAGGCCAGCGAAGACAUGGUCAUCCAGUACCACCAGGAUGAGAAUGGCAUCGUCGAUGAGUACAACAUCACGGCCUGCUCCAUGGACAUGAUGAUUGCCCGGCUGGCGGAUGAAAACCACCCGGACACCAAUUACAUUGACACCCUGCUGCUGACGCAUCGCCAUGUGAUGACCUCCACCCAGUUGAUGGAGCGCCUGUACUGCCGGUUCAAUGUGCAGCCGCCGCCGCGCGCGACGCCCGAGCAGCUGGCCUACUGCCAGCAGUGGACCCCGGUCAUCCGCGUGCGCACGCUGUCGGUCAUCAAGCGCUGGAUCACCUACUACUGGUCGGACUUCUCGGAUCCCGCCACUCGGGCGGUCCUCAGUGACUUCCUGGACCUGACCCAGCAGUCCGAGGGGCAGAUGGCCUCCCUGGGCAUGCGCCUGCGCAAGCUGAUCGAGAGCCAGGAUCUGUCGCAGGCAGCCGAGCGGGAGGCUUUGCGGCGCGAGCGCCAGGAGCGUGCCCGGUCCCGGGCCGCGGCGGCCGCCUCGCAGCAGCAGCAGAAGCUCAGCCUCCGGCAUCUGGCCCCGCGAGAGUUCGCCCGGCAGCUGACGCUCAUCGAUUACCAGCGCUUUGCCAGCAUUUCGCUGAUCGAGUUUGUCACGCGCCUGUGGGACGGUGUCGGUCCGACCAAUGAGAAUCUCAACACCAUGAUCGAGUGGUUCAAUGACAUCUCCUUCUUCGUGGUGGAGAGCCUGGUCGAGCAGCCGGUGCUCAAGAAGCGCGCCGAGCUGCUGGAAGCCUUCAUCAAGGUGCUGAAGGAGUUGCUCCGUGUGCGGAACUACAACUCGGCCAUGGCCAUCAUUUCCGGGCUGAACAUCGCCUCGGUCCGGCGUCUGCACAAGACCUGGGCCUUGGUGUCGGCUCGGUCGAUGGCGGAUUUGGAGCGCUCGGAGAAGCUGAUGUCCGCCAUGCAAAACUUCCGGACCUACCGCCUGAUCCUGGAGGAGCUGGAGGCCAAUCCGGAGCCCUGCGUUCCAUUUAUGGGGCUCUUCCUUCGGGAUCUGACCUUCAUCAAUGAUGGUAAUCCCAAGCGCAUCAAGAGCCUGAUUAACAUCGGCAAGAUGCGCAUGCUGGCCCAGCAGAUUCUUCGUCUUGGGGUGUUCCAGUCUCAGGACUUCUCCUUCCGGCCGACCGCCGAUUCGGAGCAGAUCCGCCAAUUCAUCUAUGGCAUCGACCCGUCGCGCGAUGAGAACGAGCUCUACAGCCGCUCGCUCCAGUGUGAGCCGCGCGCCACUUGAGAGCCCCACGUGCUGCGAUGGUCCCCCCUCCCCCCUGCGCGCACGCGCGCGUUGUCCCCAGUGGCGGGGGGGGGGGGGGGGGGACGAAGCGCGCCCGUGUGCACGCUCGCGCCCCUCCUCCUCCUCUCUCCCUCUCCACCUCCCCCCCCCUCCCCUGUCUCUCCCCUGUCAUCGUCUGAUGGGGCUGUCUGCCGUCUCCUACCUUCGCCCAUUUCCCCAUAUCCCCUUCCCUGCCCGUGUGUGAAUCUCCGGUCUCUGUCCUUGCCUUCUUUCCCCCCUCAUCUCCCCUCCUCGAUGGGUGUGUGUGCGUGUGUGUGUGUGUGUGUCCGCGCGUCCAUGCCUGUCCUCGGCGCGCAUUCACAUUCGCACCACACCCUCACCGAUGUAUGCACAUACAUCGAAGUGUAUUUAUGUGUGAGUGUAAGCAUGUAUGCGCGUAUGUAUGCGAUUAUGUUACACAGUAGAAACAUUGCCCCCUCCUACAUGCUCCUCCCUCGCCGGAUGGCUUUUUUGUCGCCCGCCCACCCUGCUCAUGAAUAUACGCUCACACUCGUG
Fonticula alba is the source of this 6004-nucleotide messenger RNA. RefSeq lists its product as hypothetical. Gene Ontology annotation, biological process: Ras protein signal transduction; positive regulation of GTPase activity. Gene Ontology annotation, molecular function: guanyl-nucleotide exchange factor activity. Bases 32 to 5449 code for a protein of 1805 amino acids. The transcript is spliced from 4 exons. The record is from RefSeq and is a predicted model, not a curated record. Lineage: Eukaryota; Rotosphaerida; Fonticulaceae. Gene Ontology annotation, cellular component: plasma membrane.